Molecule: messenger RNA, 1576 nt
Organism: Rhododendron vialii
Lineage: Eukaryota; Viridiplantae; Streptophyta; Magnoliopsida; Ericales; Ericaceae
Exons: 9
Coding region: 89-1129 (346 amino acids)
Biological process (GO): CAAX-box protein processing
Cellular component (GO): membrane
Molecular function (GO): metalloendopeptidase activity
Source: RefSeq, a predicted model, not a curated record
CUCUCUCUCUCUCUCUUAAUCGUCGAUUUGCCUGCCUUCAAUUUACAAACCCAACCCUAAAUAGGUUAUAGCCCAACUUCAGGCAGCCAUGGCUGCUUCGUCUUCCACGAUGCUGCUUCGUCUUCCACGAGAAAGCCCAGGUAAUCUUCAGUUCAAAGUCUGGCGACCAUCUCCGAUCUGCCUCGCCCUUCUUCUCAAAGCCCAGACCGCCGUACGGGGUACGAAUUCCGUACCCGUACCCGUACCGUGUCGCGUCGACACUGGUACUCCGCCAUUUUUGGCGAGUCCGCGUAACGCAGAUGAUGAUUCUCCUAAGUUCAGAGUCUUCAGACCUGCCAAAAUAUGGAGUAUAAGGGCUUUUGCAAGUAAGAAGUCGGUUAAGAACUUUAGAAGACAAAGGGAAGCACAAAAGGAUUUAACUCCACAACUUAAUAGGAGUCCAUCAGAUGAAAAAGAUGGGCUGGCUCCUGGAGAUAUUGUUGAAGAGAGCAAUAAGGAGUCCUCUGUUGAGAAUUUGGAUGUGCAAAAGUCGGUUAACAUUCCAUCAAGAGGUGCUGUGCUUCAGGCAUGCACCGUGACCUCUGGUCUUAUAGCUGCAUUGGGUAUUGUAAUUCGGCAGGUUUCUCAUGUUGCAUCAGCAGAAGGAUGGCCGAUCGUUGACUGCUCUACAGAAGUAUCACUAGAUUUUCAAUUGUGGCAUCUUCAGCUGAUUACUGAAGUGGUUAUAUUGAUAUCUUCAUGCCGAUACUUGCUGUUGAAGACGUGGCCGGAUUUUGCAAAGUCUAGUGAAGCAGCCAAUCAGCAGGUCCUUACUUCAUUGCAACCUUUAGAUUACAUGAUUGUAGCUUUCCUACCUGGAGUUACCGAGGAACUCCUUUUUCGUGGUGCAUUAUUGCCACUUUUUGGAAUCAAUUGGAAAAGUUCCUUGCUGGUGGCUGCUCUUUUUGGUUUUUUGCACUUGGGAAGUGGCCGAAAGUACUCUUUUGCAAUUUGGGCAACAUUUGUUGGGUUUGUCUAUGGUUUUGCGACAAUACUAUCCUCGAGUCUGUUUGUACCAAUGGCUUCUCAUGCAGCAAGUAAUUUGGUUGGAGGGAUUCUAUGGCGGUACACAUCAAAGUUGUCAAAAUAGAUUAGUUCAAGCUAGAUGCUGCAAAUGAUAGACUUCCGAUGAUCCUCAACCCUAAGGAUCUUAAACCAAGUGCUGAUGUCAUUAAAGUGUACCGUACUGUAUGGACACCCCGCUCUUCUUCUUUUCUUUUUUCCUACGCCGUUUAUUCCAGUUUGCUAUAGUUAAAAAUCUUCAUGUGAUGUUAUUGUUUUUUUUUUUAUGCUUAUUGAGUUCAGGAUUUUGACCUUGUUGGAAUGUGCAGCGUGCAAGACCAUCUGCAGUUUGGGUGAUUGUUACUGCAACAUAAAAAAAUCCCACCUGUCUUGUGAGAGGUGUUGUUUUGAAAAUUGAUGGUACCAUGGUUCAUAACUCAUAAUCAACUCAUUGAAAUGCCCUUUUAUACAAGAUGAGGAUUUACAAGUGUUUGUAGACUUUUAGUCAUGAAUAAAAUCUCUGAUUGGGAGGCUC